Molecule: messenger RNA, 2184 nt
Organism: Ananas comosus (pineapple)
Lineage: Eukaryota; Viridiplantae; Streptophyta; Magnoliopsida; Poales; Bromeliaceae
Product: pentatricopeptide repeat-containing protein At3g62890-like
Exons: 1
Coding region: 67-2031 (654 amino acids)
Biological process (GO): RNA modification
Molecular function (GO): protein binding; RNA binding; zinc ion binding
Source: RefSeq, a predicted model, not a curated record
GGGUUCAACUCACUGAUUCACGAUUACGAAACUACUUCCUCCUCUUCCAUACGGAAAGCCUGGCGUAUGAACACACACACCAUUUCUCAUUUGAUGCGGUUUGAGUUCUCGCUUUUCCCCCUCCGCGUCCCUUCACGCCCCUCUCACGCCCUCUCCCUCUCUUCUCCAACCCUCGACCCCCACCACCUCCUCCGCGAAACCCUCUCCCGACUCCCCACCCAGCCCUCCCUCUCCCACAUCCUCCAAGCCCACGCGCGCCUAGUCGUCCUCGGCCUCGCCUCCUCCCGCGCCGCGGCCGCGCGCCUCCUCCUCGCCGCCGCCGCCGCCGCCGUAGUCGCCGCAGCGCCCGCCGCGCUCGUCUACGCGCGCGCCGUCUUCGCCUCCAUCGACCGCCCCACCGCCUUCGCCGCGAACAACCUCAUCCGGUGCUUCGCACGGAGCCGCACCGCGUCCCGCGAGGCCCUCGCCUUCUACAGCCGCGCGCGGAGGCUCGGCGUCCCCAGCAACAACUACACCUUCCCCUUCCUCCUCCAAGCGUGUAGCGUCGCCCCCGCGCUCCUCCGCGAGGGCGCCCAGGUCCACGCCCACGCGGUGCGGCUCGGGCUCGAUGGGGAUCUGUACGUGAGGAACGCGUUGAUCCACUUCUACGGCUCGUGUGGGGAGAUAACUAGCUCGCGGAGGGUCUUCGAUGAAUGGCCACGAUCGCGUGAUGUGGUGACGUGGAACGCGAUAUUGGCAGGGUACGCGAGGUCGGGCCGCAUGAGCGCUGCGGAGGAGGUGUUCGACGAAAUGCCUCAGAGGGAUGUGAUCUCUUGGAGCACGAUGAUCAUGGGCUAUGUCCAAAACGGUAUCUUGGAGAAGGGGCUGCGGUUAUUUAGGGAGAUGACGAGGAGAGGAUUAAUGGUGAACGAGGCUAUAUUGGUGACGGCCCUCUCGGCUUCAGCGCAGCUGGGUUUGCUCGAGAAUGGCCAAUUCAUUCACGACACUGUAAGGAAGGUCAAUUUCCCCAUAACCAUGGCGCUCGGCACAGCACUGGUCGACAUGUAUGCGAAAUGCGGAUGCAUCGCGAUCUCGCGGCGCUUGUUUGAUGAUUUGCCGCAGAGAGAUGUGUUUGCCUGGAAUGCUAUGAUAUGUGGUUUGGCCAUACAUGGACUUGCAAAGGAGACACUGGAGCUCUUCCAACAGUUCAUCGGCGAAGGGCUUCGACCCACGAAUGUGACAUUUGUGGGGGUUCUAAAUGCAUGUAGCCGUGCCGGAUUAGUCACCGAAGGCCGAAACUUUUUCAAAUCAAUGGUAGAAGAAUACAACAUUGAGCCCGAGGUGGAGCAUUAUGGUUGCAUGGUCGAUCUUUUGGGCCGUGCUGGGUUAGUCCCCGAAGCCCUCGAAUUGAUUGAAGGGAUGAGUACUCCACCCGACCCGGUACUAUGGGGCACCUUGUUGGGAGCAUGCAAGAUGCAUGGAUUGAUAGACUUAGGGGUCACUAUAGGGAACAAACUCAUUGAACUAGAACCGACCCACGACGGCCAUUACGUUCUUCUAGCUAGCAUCUACGCAAGGGGGAGAAAAUGGGAGGAUGUUAGUAAGGUUCGAAGGUUAAUGGUUGAUCGUGGGACGAAUAAGGUCGCAGGUUGGAGCUUGAUAGAGGCCUAUGGUUGUGUGCAUAAAUUUGUGGCAGGGGAUAAAGAACACAAGGACUGCUUUGGAAUCUACAAAAGACUUGAAAUGGUUGAUAGGAGAUUAGCUGAGGCAGGUUAUUCUCCUGAUGUUUCUUCAGUUUUGCAUGAUAUAGGGGAUGAGGAAAAAGUGCAUGUUAUAAAGGAGCAUAGUGAGAGGUUGGCUAUUGCUUUUGGGUUGAUGGUGACUGAGGUAUCAAAGCCCAUAAGAAUUGUGAAAAAUUUGAGGGUGUGUGGGGAUUGUCAUGAGUUUAGUAAGAUGGUUACUAAGGUUUUGGGUAGGGAGAUUAUUGUGAGAGAUGGGAGCAGGUUUCACCAUUUUAUGGAAGGGAAAUGUUCAUGCCUUGAUUAUUGGUAAAGAUUUAUUGGGACCACUGAUCAACUAAGCAAGUUUCUUUAAAUUUCAUUGUUUCUUGUAGCGAAAAAAUUCAAUAAAAUUUGAUAAAUGUAUUGCUUGUGACAUUUGUUGUACAAUUCCUUUGAAUUAUUAUGACAUCACAGAAUUUGUAAA